AUGACCAAGGUGAAGCGAGCGGUACAAUUGUACCAGCACCAAUUCCGGAAUCCAAAACCUUCCCCGGAUACGGUCUCCGAAGUUUUCUUUCGUGUCCCGACCCGGCCGGCAAAAAGAGGGAUUCCUAGGAAACCGGCGACCGUGACUGCCCACACAUCUACUCCUAUGUUAAACGAGGCUCCGUCUCCAGCAAAGAUGACUACCAUGCCCGAGGGUCUUUUUGUGGCUCCAAUGCCUCCGCCACCCACUACCCUUGGCACCUCUACUGACGCCGAUGCUGCUCCACUAGCACGACAGAUUUUCUUACGCCCCCCGAUCCCAGCUAUUUUUCCACCACCCAAUUUCUUGCGCCGUAUGGCACCCAAGGACAGCUAUGCCACCGCCGCCGCCGAUGAGCUCCUCGGACUCACGGAAGUUGGAUCCGAUGAAACCAUGCAAGACAUAUUUAGGUCUUUGGAAGAGUUAGUGAGCCAGGUCGAGCCAAUACAGCCUCCUGUCCAUAAUAGCACUAAUCUUGUCGCCGCUGACACCGCUCCACCUAUCGUCCCUCACGUCGAACCGGCACCCGACGAAACCUAUGCGACCGGAGUCGCUAUUGCGCAAGCCCUCCUCAAGUACAAAGGGCAGACCAAGCCGAAAGCCCUUUGUCAGGCUUUGGCCAAGUUCCGUCCGGCCCACAUACCAGCUCAUCACCGGUACCGGACUAAAUUCAAGGAUGCCAAUGGAACUUUUGUAUAUACGAACAUUCCCCAUAACUUUUAA
Messenger RNA from Ceutorhynchus assimilis (cabbage seed weevil), 762 nucleotides. The record is from the annotation of a GenBank genome assembly. Lineage: Eukaryota; Metazoa; Arthropoda; Insecta; Coleoptera; Curculionidae.